Coniophora puteana RWD-64-598 SS2 is the source of this 3950-nucleotide messenger RNA. RefSeq lists its product as uncharacterized. Gene Ontology annotation, biological process: canonical NF-kappaB signal transduction. NCBI's taxonomy places the organism in Eukaryota, Fungi, Basidiomycota, Agaricomycetes, Boletales, Coniophoraceae. The coding region runs from base 374 to 3799 and encodes 1141 amino acids. The transcript has 2 exons. The record is from RefSeq and is a predicted model, not a curated record.
CUGCUGCGUGACGGCUAAUUUGGUUUUUGUUCUUCUACUACCAUCUCUUCUUCCCUCCCCCGCGCGCGCGUGCAGGACGUGCCCGCGUCCCCGACUUACCCCAGGCCGCCCUAUGCAGCCGCUGCACCACAAGGCUGCAGCCCCGUCGCUCACGUUACUUGCCCACGUUCGCCGUAUCUUCUGGCGGCGCGAUCGUAGCGCUUCUGGACCAUCCGGUACCUUCCCCCUCCGUCCAACUUCGUCUCGUUGCCCUCGUUCACCGUACGGUGUGGAAGCCCACUCGCGUCCGUCACGCUGCGAAUCGUACCCACGCGUCUACGCAUUUUCGUCCCGAUCCCUGUGAUUCCGCCGCACUCCGGACGCCCCCUGAUUCAUGCUGGCGCAGCAUCCCACAGAGCCAGAUGGAGCAUGGAAGGAGAAGUUGAGGCGAGAGAUUGAGAAGAACCUGGGCUCCAUGGUGGAGGCGGCAAAGCAGAACCGUCAGGCAAAGCUUUCAGCAGGGCAAGUCAGCCCAGAUCAGCGUGGUUCUCUCGAUCGCGAGUACAAGGCGACCAUGGAGACUAUCCGUAGGCUCGCUGAAGGGCAAUUUCGAGACGCCGUGGAGAGAGAGCGCGUGGAGCGCAAAUGGGCCUCGGGCGACGCAAUCGACGGGAACUGGAGCGAUGCAUUGGUGAAAGAGCAGCAAGCAAUACUGGACAACAUAGAGAAAGAGAAGACACAGAGUGGUGGCGGCGUUCAGCGAUCGAUAUCAGGCCAGUCAACCCAGACCAACCGAAGCACACCUGAUUCGGCAACAGGGCUCACUUCGUCUUUUGCCAGCCAGAUUAAGGCCGUCGGCAUUACGGGGUCGCCCACUGCCUCGACAUCCCAGCCGAGUUCAACAGCUCGCAUCUGGACGCCAAAGGAGUCUCCCGGUACGGAAUUUGGAAGCUACUUCCCGCGAUCACCGAUUGCUCAGGAACCGGAAGAAUCGAAGACCAACAUACGCAGCGGGAAGAAACGUGCUGGCUCCCUCACCAGCAUCGUGAGCUCGAGUCGUCCACCAUCCAUUCCUGAACAACCAGAACUCGGUACGCGUUCUCGCCCCCCUCCCAACAACAUUACCGGUGAAUCGAGCUAUCCUCCUCGUUCGUCUCUCGAGUCGCCUGCUAGCGUACGCGGCAAUAGCAUGCGCCGCAUGGUGGGCGGGAAUGUCCGCCCCAACCUCCCCGCGUUCUGGACGCCGACGAUUACACCUGAGGAGGACGCUGCCCAGUCGAAGGCGUACGUCAUAGCAGGGAGUAGCAGCAACGAGAGCGCUUCAUCUUCUGUCCGCCCUCCACCAGCUCUACGCCCGCCAAGUCGCAGCACAGAUCCACCAGCGCCAGGUACGACAAACACCCAUGCAGAACGAGGGCGAGAGCGAGGAAGCAGGCAAUCAUCAGACACCUUUGGCGAACCAUCGUCGCAUAGCGAUCGCUACGCUUCGAGGGACUAUGCUACUGCCACGCCUAGCCCGACGUCUGCAGUGUCUUCUGUGUACACACACACGGCCGACGGGUCUCGCGCUUUCCCUCCCCCGUCGGCGAGUCGGCCUAUUGUUAAGAGGAAGACAUCGGCUGCUGCUGAUGGACGUGUGCAAUCAAGCCCUAAUUCCAACAACUGGAUCCAUUCGGGGCGUUACGAGGCCUCCAGUUCGCCGAGUACGUUCGACAGCGGUCCUCGUAGUUGGCACUCGUCAGGCCUUCCUGAGCAAAUAUCGAGGCCUGACCUGAGGCAGGCUGGUACCAAGUCCCGUCAAGAUCGUCGCGCCGUUAAACAUAGCGACGAUUCGGACGAGGACCCGGAUGAAGGCUCGAAGGUCUGGCGUAGUCGACGAUACGGUGAUAGACCACUCCCGAACGGGUAUGCACCGCCCUUGCAGCGGCGACCCGAGGGGUCUAUCAGGGACUCCAGGACGCUAGACGAAGAGGAUCACGUGAAGCGGGAGGCGGAAUGGAAGAACCGGGACGAUGAAGAGCGCAUCAGGCACGAGGAAAAGUGGAAGAAGCAGGACGAGGAGGAUCGCCUGAGGCGCGAAGAGGAACGAAAUCGGCUGGACAGAGAAGAGCUGGCGAGACGUAGAGAAGACAGAAGGAAAUGGGACGAAGCGGAGGCAGCGAGACGAGAGAAAGAGAGCAGGCGCUGGGAUGCAGAGAUCGGUCAGCGAGAUACGGAGAGGACUAAGCGCGAGGGGGAGUUGCAGAAGUAUGAAGAGGAGAGGAAAGCGUUCGAGGAAGAGCGGCAUGGCAUGGCAGAAGAGCGCCAGAGGGUUGAGGAAGAAGAUCGACGUAGGCGGGAAGAGCGGAAGAAGUUUCAGGAUGAGGAGAAGUUGAGGAAGCAAGAAGUAAAGAAGCACGAGGAGGAACGAGAUAAGUAUGAGGCGGAGAAACGCCGUCAUGAUGAGGAGGACCAGCGACAGCGUGAGGACGGCCAAACCAAGCAGGACGAAAUUGACAGGCUGAAGGGCGAAGCCAAGCGGAAGGAAGAAGAAAUGUCUCGGUUGAAGGAUCUGGUUCGGCGCAAGGAGCAGGAGGUCAUGCUGAGGGAGGAGCAGACGAAGGAGAGGGAGGCGGCUGCAGAGAGGAAGGAGGAAGAAGCCAGGGAGCUCGAGAAAAAGGCACGAUGGAGGGAGGAAGAGGCCCUAAAGCGGAACGACGAGGCGCGGCAGCGAGAAGAGGUGGCGGUACGAAUGGAAACAGAAGCGAAGGAGAAGACUAAGGAGGCUCAGGCAAAGGAAGAGGAAGCUCAUCGGACUGGGGACGAGACUCGCCGUCUUGCAGCCGAUUUGCGUCGUAGGGAGGAAGACGUUAGAAAGAAAGAGCAGCAACUGCAGAAGCGCGAGGAGAAUCUCGCUCAGAAGAAGGCCGAGUUUUUCCAAAAGGAGCUCGACAUGCAGCUGCGGGACGAAGAACGAGGGAAGUGGGACAAGCAGCAAGGGGAGUACCAGAGGCGUGCAGAGGAGGCCGUCAGGCGGCGUGAAGAGCGCAAACGUCAAGAUAGCUGGGAGAACGGGCGCUCGUAUCCCUCUCAAGGUGGCUCCUCCUCCCAGCCCUCGUCUAACCCCUGGCCGAUGUCGGAUCACGCUGAAGAUUACACGUCAACUACGACUCCGGAUGGUGCGUCAUUUGCAAAGGCCUCCUAUACCCCCCGGACCGGUAGCGCUUGGUCAUACGCAUCGGGCCAUACUACCUCAACGGCCACCAACCAGACUUCGACUUCAGCCUCCGCGACACCAGGUACCAAGCCGAGCGCUAGUCGUCCAAAGCCAGCAACUUCGAGUUCGUAUACGACUCUUUUAUCGGAAGCCGAGUGGCGUCGUCGCCAGGCUGAACAGGCUCAGCAGCAAGAGGCGCGGUUCCGUCAAGAGCAGGUUCGGCUUGAACAAGAGCGGCUUUCUAAAGAGUCAAGAGCGCUCAGCAGGAUGGACAUCAUUAGACUGUUCGACUCACAUCAAAGCCAGUGGGACAAACUUCACUCACGGGCUACUCUCAGCUGGGACGAUUUCCCGUGGCCGAUGUUCAGGUGCCCUAUAGGUCCAGAUGACUUGACGGUGGCUGGGAUUAGCGCAUAUAUGCUAUCACCUUUGCAGCCUACGGACAAGACUGUCAAGGAACGCAUUCGCGAAGGCAUUCGCAAAUGGCACCCCGACAGGUUUGAAACGCAGGUGUUGUGGAAGGUGAAAGAGGAGGAUAAAGAGAGGGUCAAAGAGGGUGCUGGCAGCGUAGUACGCUGCUUGAACGAUCUGCUACGCUCGAGCACUAAGGUCCUGUUUUCGUAAUCGCAUGAGCAUGAAGUAGGAGCGCAUUUUAACUUCUCGAGUCUAACACCCACCGGAACGUCUUGCAGCUGUAACGUCUAAACAUGUAUCUAUACCCACACUCCGCAUCUAGUAUCCUCAGUGUACACGAAGCAAUAAACCACCUAUGUAC